Molecule: messenger RNA, 1104 nt
Organism: Neoarius graeffei (lesser salmon catfish)
Lineage: Eukaryota; Metazoa; Chordata; Actinopteri; Siluriformes; Ariidae
Gene: mc3r
Product: melanocortin 3 receptor
Exons: 1
Coding region: 1-1104 (367 amino acids)
Biological process (GO): G protein-coupled receptor signaling pathway
Cellular component (GO): membrane
Molecular function (GO): peptide hormone binding; melanocyte-stimulating hormone receptor activity
Source: RefSeq, a predicted model, not a curated record
AUGAACGGAUCUUACCAUCACAUGCUCCUGCGGGACAGCUCUCUGAUCAACCUCACAGAAGAAGCAGGAUACGAGAAUGGGAGCACAUCAUUGUGGCUGUCCAACAGCAGUGUUGCUCUUCCUCCAUCUGGGACGUUGUGCCAGCAAGUUCAGAUCCAGGCUGAAGUUUUCCUUGCACUUGGGAUUAUCAGCCUGUUGGAGAACAUCCUGGUCAUUUCUGCAGUUGUGAAAAACAAGAACCUCCAUUCGCCCAUGUACUUCUUCCUCUGCAGCCUGGCAGCGGCGGACAUGCUUGUGAGUGUGUCCAAUUCCUUGGAGACGAUUGUGAUCGCUGUUCUUAGAAACAAUCUGCUCAAAGUCAAUGACUAUUUUGUGCGUUUGAUGGAUAACAUUUUCGAUUCCAUGAUUUGUAUUUCUCUGGUAGCAUCCAUUUGUAACCUCCUGGCUAUCGCCAUUGACCGCUACGUCACUAUAUUCUACGCGCUACGCUACCACAGCAUUGUAACUACACGGCGUGCAUUAAGUGCCAUCGGCACCAUUUGGUUCACCUGCAUCAUCUGCGGCAUCGUCUUCAUCAUCUACUCCGAGAGCAAGAUGGUCAUCAUUUGUCUAAUUACAAUGUUCUUUGCAAUGCUGGCACUGAUGGCAACACUCUAUGUUCACAUGUUUUUGCUUGCCCGACUCCAUAUCCAGCGCAUUGCUGCAUUACCGGCUGCGGCUGUUGCUGCUGGGGAUCCGGCGCCACGGCAACAGAGCUGCUUGAAGGGAGCGGUAACUAUCAGCAUCCUGUUGGGGGUGUUUGUGUGUUGCUGGGCACCUUUCUUCCUCCACCUUAUCCUCCUUGUAGCCUGCCCACACCAACCACUCUGCCUAUGCUACAUGUCACACUUCACCACCUACCUGGUGCUCAUCAUGUGCAACUCAGUCAUCGACCCCAUCAUCUAUGCCUUCCGUAGCCUGGAGAUGAGAAAAACCUUUCGAGAGAUCUUCUGCUGCUUUGGGACAGGGUGCCCAGCUCUGGCUUGUGAGCGAGAACGAGAGAUUGAGACAGAGAGACAGAGGAAGAGACCGCAGAAACAGGAGAAGGAGAGUGAGACAGAGUGA